Suillus subaureus is the source of this 414-nucleotide messenger RNA. RefSeq lists its product as uncharacterized. The record is from RefSeq and is a predicted model, not a curated record. The transcript has 3 exons. The coding region runs from base 1 to 414 and encodes 137 amino acids. NCBI's taxonomy places the organism in Eukaryota, Fungi, Basidiomycota, Agaricomycetes, Boletales, Suillaceae.
AUGGCCAAGGCCCAGUUGGAGGCAGGUCCUGACUUUGCUGAGCCUAUGGACUUUGGUGAUUGGGUGUUCAAUGAUGAUGAUGAAGACUACAACAAUGAGGUGGAGCCAGGUGGUCCUUUGCAUCAUCAAUGGGCUCACACUGCCUGGCAAGAGCAGCUUCCUGCACUUGUUGACAACUACCUUGCUUGGAAGCACUCUCAUUUACAAGAGGAUCACAACAACCCUGCACCUCAUUCUAUAUUUCAUGUUACUGCAGUCAGGAUUUCAGAAUAUACCCCUUCUAUUGCUAUCCAGCAAUGUGUCGACAAGCCUGCCAACUCAUUCCUUCUGCAUAUAGGAUUUCUUGGAUGCUCUCUGCUUCAGCCUACCAUCGCUAUUUGGUUAGAAUGCUUGGAACUUUACCAUCAGAUCUGA